AUGCAGUUAGAUAUUGUAGGCCUGCUAUUUGAUGAUAUAUUCGGAGAAGAGAAAGCUUCAUUCUGUGGUCAAAACUAUGAGAUGAGUGAUUUUAUUGUGAGUAAGGAAAAAUCUUAUGGAGAGGGGUCAUCUCUAAGGUGGUUAAAGAUGAACAAAAAGAAGAUGGAGCAAGUCGUAACCAUUUGUUUGUCUGCCUUAGAUGACAAGGUUCCUAUUACUGAUGAUGCUAACCAGACCCUGAAUCAUCGAAAGCAAAUGUCUGAAGAAAUAAUGGAGCCUCCUCCACUUGAUAAAAGGAGCAUAGAAGAGGAGACUAUUUGGAUACAUAAUCAACUUGUUCCAUUUAUUGCCAUGUAUCGGAAGGAGCAAUGUCUGAGUCUGCUGGAUAAUUUUGAGCAAAAUGAGGCUGAGAAUGAAGAUAAUGAUGAUGUUGAACAAGUAGGGCAAUUGAAGUGGCAUAAGAAGCGUAAGAGUGUGCUUCAGAUGCACCAAAGGAAAAUUUACGAUGAGGAAUGUCUGAAGAUUGAUAACAGUGAAAAGCAUACUUUGAAUAAGCAAUUAUUUGAAUCAAUAUCAAAGUCUCUUAAUGAAGCUGAAAUGAAGGAAGAGAUUGAUGACGUGGAUGCAAAGCAUACUUUGAAUAAGCUGUUAUCUGGGUUCAACAUAAUUUGCACCAUCUACAAUUUAUGUUAUUUGGAUUCAUUCGAUUGUAGGUGUUGA
Molecule: messenger RNA, 720 nt
Organism: Gossypium arboreum
Lineage: Eukaryota; Viridiplantae; Streptophyta; Magnoliopsida; Malvales; Malvaceae
Product: transcription elongation factor SPT6 homolog
Exons: 5
Coding region: 1-720 (239 amino acids)
Source: RefSeq, a predicted model, not a curated record